AUGCGAGUGCACCCCUGUCCCAGUUUCGUGGAAGGACAACCUGGAGGUAACCUGCCGUCGGGCGAGCAAGAAGAAGAUGCCCUCGACUACCCUCUGAACGGUGACAACGGUGGUAACGAUGGGGAAUCGCCACCGGGGCAGCUCGAGGACGGCGGCGGGUCGGAGGAAAGCGAAGGUGGCGCACCGGGGGUGGGGGGGAUCAAGGAGGAGCCAGCCGUCGGCAACCAGGGCGACGGGGAUGGCGCCCCCUCCGAAGAUAUCGAAGAAGUAGACGGCGGAUAUCCUGACAGAUCCAACAAGUGGAUGCACCCCUAUCUCCUCACCUACUGCCUUAUCGGAAGGCCAAGCAGCAGCGAGGACCCUGACCUUAGGACCGCGCGGAAAACGUCCGGGCCGAAGGGUCGCGCAGGGAAGCAGAAGGCGCAGAAAGAGUCGCCCAGCACCAGCGACGGAAGCGGGUCGGAGACAAGCGGUGCGUACACCGAGGUAGGAUUGUCGUCGAGCGCUAUUCGGACGUUCGCAGGGGCCGACGAAAUUCAGAGCCGUGCGCAGGUGAAGAACGAGCACACAGCUGUGGCGGCGGCGAACGCGCAAGAGCAGGCGCGCCGCGUCCAGCAGGCCCAUACAGGCAAGCUGGUGACGGCUGUGGAAGCUUUGUCGGCAGCCGUUGUGUCGAGGCAGGCUUUGGACGAAGACGCCGCCCACAAGCUCGCUGGGAUUACGCUCGCUUGGCCAAAAAAGCUAAAAUCGACGACCUCAGGGGGAAGUUGGAGUUUACACUGGAAGGGCCAAGGGCGAUAGCACUUCGAGCCUCUAUGUCGGCCUUGUAUGACAUGGAUGACGCCGACUUCAUGCCCAAACCCAUCUCGGCCCCGACGCCACCCGCUGCAGGAGGUGCCCCCAGUACAUCCGCGACUGCGUCGGUGUCAUCUGCCCUGCCUGCGUCUAUUUCGACAUCGCCUGCUGCUUCAACACCCGCGUCUGCGGUCGGGCUAGUGACCCUCCCUACGUCCGUGUUUUCAUCGCCUGCUACGUCAACGCCCACUUCCAGUGUCCGAGACGUUGCCCCCAUCGUUUUGGGCGCAACACGGUCCAGGACAAGGGCUAAUGCCCUCCCGGGAUUUGCCGGGGCGCGGAAGAGGGGUGUUGGUCAUGAGAGAGAGGAAGAAAGGAGAAUUUUAAGCACGAAUCCCCUGAGAGGAGACAUUGCAUAUUUUUUUGGCAUUGUGUUUUGCGAGCUGGUGUGCGUACGUUUUUUCAGUUUUCGCAAUGUUUUGCUGUGUAGGGUGUAGAGGUCACCCCCCCCUCUCCCCCCCGUCCCAGUCCCCGGCACCCACGUUUGUUUUUUGUUGUGUACCAUCCGACCUGUCUUACCUUUGGCCGUGUGUUCUACCUUUGAAACCUCUUUCAUUAGUAGACUAUGUAGCUUGCUUGUUUGUUCUUGUUCGCACGGGCUACGGCAGCAGCAGCAAUGUUUUUCCUUGUCACCCCUCGUCCCCGUUCCCUGUGACCACAUUUGUUUGUUGUGUGCCCGUGGCCGCUCUUGUAGACUAUGUAGCCUGCUUGUUUUGUUUUUUUCGCACGGGCUACGGCAGAAGAAGGAAUGUUUUUCCUUGCCACCCCUCGUCCCCGUUCCCUGUACCGUGUGCCCACAUUUUUUUGUUGUGUACCAUCCGACCUGUCUUAUCCUUGGCCUGUUUUUUCUUGUGGCCUGUUCUUUUUUUUUUGCGUACGGGCUGCAGCAGCAAAUGUCUCCGCUUCCGGUUCAAUGUUGCUGUUUUGUUUUGUCCCACCGUCAAGCUGGGGGCAAACGAUUGUACAAUACAUGUCAGGAUAGAAUCUCUCAUGUCGCUUUCGACAAACCAACCUGCCAAGUCAACGACGUGGACCCACGGUAGACUUACUUGGGCAUGUGCAGCGUGAUACCGUUGGUCAACAAAAGACAUUUAGGAGUUGUCGAAACCCAGACCGUCGUUGGGAGUGCAAUAGAGAAAGAGAUAAUGAAUCAUUCUUCACGCGAAGGUUGCAGACUGUUCCAAUUGAGAACAAGAUCCAGUCCAAUUUGGUCGACGACCUACAUCUCAUGCCUCCAGGGACAUGCGAAGAGAACCCGAUGUGUACUUCGAAGUAUGUCUACAAAAAAAGACGUCCGCACAGGGGGGGG
Molecule: messenger RNA, 2164 nt
Organism: Ectocarpus sp. CCAP 1310/34
Lineage: Eukaryota; Phaeophyceae; Ectocarpales; Ectocarpaceae
Source: the annotation of a GenBank genome assembly